Effrenium voratum is the source of this 1566-nucleotide messenger RNA. The record is from the annotation of a GenBank genome assembly. Lineage: Eukaryota; Dinophyceae; Suessiales; Symbiodiniaceae.
GCGCUUGGUGAGUCAUCCGAUUUGCGCAAGCUUGCAAUGCUGUGAGCCAUCCAUGGAGAGCGACGAGCUCUGCAGAGCAGCGGAGAACUAUCUUGAGCACCACGAGAGUCAGGCGGAGGCUGUCUCGGAGAUCUCCAUCACCUUGUGCUUGCUCUCGGGCAAGCAGGUGGAGAUCAGCCUGGCACAGGAUGCCUCCUUCGCGGACUUGCGGCGCUCCGUGGAGAAGACUCUGGCGCUGCCGCCCCAGCUGGUCCGAUUCUUCCUGGCCGAGGCGGAGCUGACGGCGCGCUACGACGUCAAGCUGUCGGAUGGUGGAGUUGUGGAUGGCUCUUUACUCACCUUGGUGACCUCCGGGGAAGAGUACGAGGAAGUCCACUUGGAGAGCUACGGCCCCCAGAUGGUGCCCAAGCGCCUUGAGAUGAUUCGCGCGGACAGUGCCGGCCACGGUGCUGGCUGGACCUCCUUCGAGUUCCGGGAUUCCCGCACCGGUGACAUGGUCAGUCUCAGGUGUCAACACUUCGCACACCGUGAUCCGGUGGACCUAGCUGAUUGCCACCAAGAGAUCCUCAUCUUGCAGAAGUUCAAGCACGAGAAUCUUCUGAGGCUGAUUGACCUCCUGCCGCCCCUUGCGGCCAACAAGCACUUCCGGGAAGCGGUUUGCAUCAUCGUGGAGCACAUGGACACUACGCUUAGCUCUGUCAUAAGGAGCAAGCAGGAACUGACGCAGGAGCAUUGCCAGUACCUCUCCUACCAAAUCCUCAGGGCUCUGUGCUACAUGCACUCAGCGGGCUGUGUCCAUGGGCAGUUGCAGCCGAACUGCGUGCUGGUGAAUCGGAAUUGCCAUGUCAAGGUCUCGAAUUUCAGAGAGGUGCUGGAGCUGGGCAAAGGGCAGCCUCGGGACCACGACGCGGCGCGCUGGUACCGGGCGCCCGAGCUGAACCUCAACACGGACUGGCAAGCGCUGCCCAUCUCUGGUGCCAUCGAUAUUUGGAAUGCUGGCGCCAUCCUCUUCGAGAUGUACAAGCGCAAGCCGCUUUUCAUCUGCACCGACCUCGCCGAUCACCUCAAGAAAGUGCUCUCCGUGACAGGAUUCCCCGCAGAAGCCGAAAUGGACUGGGUGACGAAGCGCGCAAAGGAUUACAUGGCCAAGAUGCCGGCGGCGCCGGCGCCGAUCGGCUGGAAGGAGCGCAUGGGGGGCAGCGAGGCCGCCUGCGAGCUCAUGGCCCGCAUCGUGCGCUUCGACCCCCGGCAGCGAUGCAGCUGCCAGGAGGCGCUACAACUCAGGUACUUCACAGACUGGAGCGACCCGGAGGAUUCGCAGAUGGACCGCUGUGAAACGCCCAUCGAUUGGCCCGAGCUGCAGAGGAUGCGCGAAGAGGGUCAGUUUGAGAACUACCUGCGGGAGGAGUGUUCCCGACGGCACCCAGAGCUUUGCUGACACUGCUGAAGGGCGCCGAGUUGACGUCUGUCAAAGGCGACCAAACCAAAGGUUGAACUGUUUCAUCGCCCGCAAGGCAGAUGGUUGAAUGCAUGGUGGGCAACGCCGAACAAACAGAUGUGAGAAAU